AUUUAGUGGCCGGAAAUUGCAAACGGGAGUGUGUCCGCAGGGAGGAAUGGCUGGGCUGCUGAAAAAGACGACCGGCCUGGUCGGCCUGGCAGUGUCCCACAAUCCACAUGAGCGUCUGAGGAUCCUCUACUCAAAGAUCCUGGCAACAGUGCAGACUAUGCCACAGGACGCCGCCUACAGGAAGUACACAGAGCAGCUGGUCAACGAGCGCUUCAACCAUGUCAAAAUGGAGCCUGAUGUUGAAAAGCUGGAGAAGAAAAUAAACAGUGGACAAAUUGAAGAAGUCAUUUUCCAGGCGGAGUGUGAGCUGGCUCUGUCCAGGAAGAUGUCUGAGUGGAAACCAUGGGAGCCGCUGAUAGAGGAGCCCCCUCCCAACCAGUGGAAGUGGCCCAUCUGAAUACACCUGUGUAUAUUGUCAUACUGUUUUGUGUGUGUGUGUGUGUGUGUGAGAUCUAAACUUCUAAUGAAGUGAUGUACAAAUAAAAGUCCUGCAAAUAUUUCCCCA
Molecule: messenger RNA, 505 nt
Organism: Seriola dumerili (greater amberjack)
Lineage: Eukaryota; Metazoa; Chordata; Actinopteri; Carangiformes; Carangidae
Gene: ndufa5
Product: NADH:ubiquinone oxidoreductase subunit A5
Exons: 5
Coding region: 47-397 (116 amino acids)
Biological process (GO): respiratory electron transport chain
Source: RefSeq, a predicted model, not a curated record